Pelobates fuscus (common spadefoot toad) is the source of this 8617-nucleotide messenger RNA. RefSeq names its product ATR serine/threonine kinase (gene ATR). Bases 83 to 8047 code for a protein of 2654 amino acids. Gene Ontology annotation, molecular function: protein binding; protein serine/threonine kinase activity. Gene Ontology annotation, cellular component: nucleus. The record is from RefSeq and is a predicted model, not a curated record. NCBI's taxonomy places the organism in Eukaryota, Metazoa, Chordata, Amphibia, Anura, Pelobatidae. Gene Ontology annotation, biological process: DNA damage checkpoint signaling; telomere maintenance; protein phosphorylation. The transcript has 47 exons.
UGUCGGUCUCCCGCCAUAUUGACGUAAAUUCGGAUCGGGAAGCCGGAGUCGCACCCUUGCUCUGCACAGGAUAGCAGCCAUCAUGGCGGCGGAUCCUGGGCUAGAAAUGACUUCUAUGAUCCCGGCCCUGAGAGAGCUAGCCAGUGCCGGUUCAGAAGAUUAUGAUACUAUUGUUCAGAAACCAAGACAAAUUCUCUGCCAGUUUAUAGACCGAAUUCUUACAGAUGUAGAUGUUGUUGCUGUGGAACUUUCAAAAAAUACUGAAUCUCUGCCAAGUUCUGUCAUGUUACUGGAUUUUAUUAAGCACAUCAUGAAAUCUUCUCCACUCAUGUUUGUUAGUGCCACUGACACUGAUCAAAGAAAUCAAACCGAUAAGAAUUGUAUUGAGUUUAGCAACUGGAUCAUUACAAGGCUCCUACGCAUUGCCGCUACCCCAAGCUGUAAAGAUUUACAUAAAAAAAUAGCUGAAGUCAUUCGGUCCUUGCUCUUUCUUUUCAAGAUGAAGAAGCCACACCUUUUUGGAAUUCUUACUAAAGAUUUAUUAAAUCUCUUGGAAGAUCUUGUUUGUUUACAUGAACAGGACAUGGUGCAGUCCAUAAAAUGGCCAGUGACUGUAUGCAGGUUUUUAAGUGAAUCAAGAGAAAAUCUCGCCUACUUGCGUUCUGCUCCAUUUGAGCUCAUGAACAUGGAGCAGGUUGAAUCUCUAGAAAUCACUUCAUUAAUGAUCUUGACUGAUAAUCAUGGUGAUAUUUCUGCUUUUUAUUUCCAAAGGCAGAAUCUUUUUCUGUGGGGUAUAGGGUGCAAUUUAUUGGACUAUGGAAGUCCACAUCUAAAGAGUAUAGCUUUACAUUUCAUUAAGGAACUGAUCAAACUAGGUGGGGCACCAGAACAGUCUGCAAAUCUUUUCUUCACUGUGUUUUUUGGAAUGCUAAUAAAUAUCAAAGACAUUGAUCUAGAAGAAAUGUCUCUUUACGAAAUUCCAUUGUUGGAAGUAGUGAUGGUUUUAUUCCCCUUUGAGUCAGAGUCCUACCUAAAUAUUGAACCUGUGUACCUUAACAUGUUACUGGAGAAUCUUUCAGCUGUAUUUGAUGGGGGCAUAUUGAAGACCAUUUGUUCUGACCCAUUAAGAAGAGCACUCUGCCAUAUGUUUCAGUAUUUUUUAAGUUUUGUCCCACCUGGCUAUGAAUCUGCACUGGAAGUUCGACAGAACCAUCUAAACCGCAUUUCAAAAGCCUUUGUUGAUGUCCUUGGAGUUCAGAACCAACAACUGUAUGUGGUACAUCCCCUUUAUGCAGCUUUGCGAAACGAUGGCCUGGAAUGUAUUCAUCACCAUCAACUCAUACAGCCUGUAAGCACAGACUCUGAAUCUGGUGGGAGCAGCAGCGAUGAGGUUCUGGAGAAACGACCUCGUUUGAGUCUAACAGCAAAACCAACAAGAAGACACUCUCCAUUAGCAGUGACUGUCCCAGUGGAUAUGAAAUCCAAGAGUUCAUUGUGGAGAGAUGUCUCUAGAAAGUUUUCCUCUUUUCUUCACUCUCUUGAAAGUGGCAGCCUGACUGACGAGGAAGUAUUGUCUUCUCUGGAGGGUGUUACAGUAACGUUGCAUGUUGCUGCUCUUUGCUCAGUUCAUAUAUCAGAUAAUGAACAUACAAUAACAAACCAGAAAGCUUCAGGCACGAGUGACAGCAGUUGUGCUAAGCUUUUAGAUACAAGACCACAACUUUCCUGGGUUAGUCAUGAUGACAUUAUGGAAACUGUUACGAUUUGCAGGAAACUACUUGAAUUGGGACACCAGAUAACCAACUUGAACUCUGUGUGGAUCAAGAUUGUGAAAAUAUUUGAUGCCUUACUUUACUUACAUGUUAAGAGCCAAAUAAGUGACAAAAUCCUCAGGGAUGUUUGCGAUUUGGUUUCUUUGCCUUGGCUUCACAUUCUUUCGAACCAUCCCUCCUUUACAAUGUCAGCGUUUGAUCCUGCAUUUGUAAACUUAAGUCACCCGAUCUGUGAGAAUUUAUCUCCUGUGACAGAGUCCCAACUCGUGUAUCUGCUUUCAUUGUUUCCCAAUACCAUAAUCACUGACUGGAGAUUAGCAGUUUAUCACCGGGCACUCGAGAGUCCUCAUGAAAUUGUUCGUGCCCACUGCAUCAAAGGAUUUCCUGUCCUGUUACGCAAUAUAAGCCAACAAACGUAUGGUCCCAUCCCUCAGAUUUUCAUUGAUAACUUAAACGAUGACUCAGAGUUGGUGAAAAGGGAGUUUGCCAGUGCCAUGGGCAAGUUGGCAUGUGGUCUUGCUGGUGGUUUUGAAAUCCACAAUUUACCUGCGGAGCCCCCAGCAGAUUGUGAUCUCCUCUGCACAAGCCUAAAAAUGAUCUCCGUCACAUCUCCUGAAUCUUCUCACGCAAGUGCCUCCAUUUUUAAGCCUUUCUUAUCACUUCUGGAAAGGAAUGUCCCAAGCUCUGUCAAAAUAGCCUUCAUUGAAAAUAUUCCUGAGCUUUUGACCCAUCUUGAUAUUAAGAAAAAUGAAAUGGAUUCAAGAGCUGUAAUUGAGGCUUUACUCAACCUCAUGGAGGAUCCAGACAAAGAUGUUAGAAUUUGUUUCAGUGGAAAAAUCUGGCAUAUUUUCGAGGCAACAGACUGUGAGCAAGGUUAUUUGAAAGAGCUCCUUGUAAGCCGAAUGAAAAGGGCUUAUACAAAUGCAAAAAUUACGCGAGAUAAUGAGAUGAAAGACACUCUGAUUCUUACAACAGGAGACAUAGGCAGAGCAGCCAAAGGAGACAUGGUACCGUUUGCCCUUUUGCACUUGUUACAUUGUCUAUUGUCUAAAUCAACGUCCGUGGCCGGCGCAUCAUACACAGAAAUCCGAUCUCUGGCAGCAGCAAAAUCCAUCCGACUGCAAGAUUUUUUCAGCCAAUACAAGAAGCCUAUUUGUCAGUUCCUAGUUGAAUCCCUCCACUCAAGUCAGAAGGCUCUCUUCAGCAAUUUACCUGGUCAGAGCCCAGAGGUUCUCAAACAGGAGGCAGCACAUCAGAGAGAAGCAGCCCUGGAUAUUCUAUCUGAAAUAGCCAAUGUCUUUGAUUUUCCUGACCUGAACCGAUUUCUUUCACGUACUUUGCAACUCUUACUUCCAUAUCUCGCAGCCAAAGCAAGUCCCACAGCCUCCUCUCUCAUCCGAACAAUUGCUAAACAACUUCAUGUAAACCGAAGGGAGAUCCUAAUUAAUAACUUCAAGUACAUAUUCUCUCAUCUUGUCUGCUCCUGUACAAAAGAUGAACUAGAGAAGUCGCUUCAUUAUCUAAAGAAUGAAACUGAAAUUGAAUUGGGAAGUCUCCUGAGACAGGACUACCAGGGUCUGCACAAUGAACUGCUUCUACGACUGGGUGAGCACUAUCAGCAGGUCUUCAAUGGGCUCUCCAUUUUAGCAUCCUUCGCAUCAAAUGAUGAUCCAUACCAGGGACCCAGGAACAUCACUAAACCUGAGAUAAUGGCAGACUAUUUACAACCGAAACUCUUGGGAAUUUUAGCUUUCUUCAAUAUGCACUUACUGAGUUCUAGUAUUGGCAUUGAAGACAAAACGAUGGCUUUAAACAGUUUGGUGUCCUUAAUGAAGCUCAUGGGACCAAAGCACAUUAGUUCUGUGAGAGUAAAGAUGAUGACCACGCUACGAACCGGCCUCCGAUAUAAAGAAGAAUUUCCAGGGCUUUGCUGCAAAGCUUGGGACUGGUUUGUCCGUUGUCUGGAUCAAGCUUAUCUUGGAUCAUUACUCAGCCAUAUCAUUGUUGCAUUACUGCCUUUGCUCCACAUCCAACCUAAGGAAACGGUGGCCAUAUUCCAUUAUUUGAUAGUGGAAAACAGGCAUGCCGUUCAGGAUUUCCUUCAUGAAAUAUAUUUUCUACCCGCUCAUCCGGAACUGAAAGAAAUCCAGAAGGUUCUCCAGGAGUAUAGAAAAGAAACCAACAAAAGCACUGACCUUCAGACAGCAUUACAGCUUUCUAUCAGAGCAAUUCAGCAUGAAAAUGUGGAUGUGCGCGUGCAUGCUCUCACUAGCUUAAAAGAAACACUCUAUAAAAACCAGGCUAAAUUGUUACAGUAUUCAACAGACAGCGAGACAGUGGAACCAGUCAUCUCUCAGUUGGUAACAGUGCUGUUAAUUGGCUGUCAGGAUGCCAACCCACAGGCCCGCUUGCUCUGCGGUGAAUGCCUUGGACAAUUGGGUGCCAUAGAUCCUGGCCGAUUGGACUUUUCAUCCAGUGAUACACAAGGGAAGGGUUUUACAUUUGUUACUGGAGUUGAAGAUCCAAAUUUUGCAUAUGAGUUGCUUACGGAGUUAACAAGAGCGUUUUUGGCAUAUGCUGAUAAUGUCCGUGCUCAGGAUUCUGCUGCUUAUGCAAUACAGGAAUUGCUGUCAAUCUAUGAAUGCAGAGAUGGAAGGGCUGAUUGUCCAGGACGUAGGCUUUGGAGACGAUUCCCAGAACAUGUUCAGGAAAUUCUGGAACCACAUCUCAAUACAAGAUACAAGAGUUCACGGAAGGCUGUCAAUUGGUCUAAAAUGAAGAAACCCAUUUACUUAAGCAAAUCUGGUAAUAAUUUUGCAGAGUGGUCAGCAACAUGGGCUGGUUAUCUAAUAACUAAGGUCAGGCAUGAGCUUGCAAUGAGAGUUUUCAACUGUUGCAGUAUAAUGAUGAAACAUGACUUCAAGGUUACAAUCUACCUGUUACCACACAUUUUUGUCUACGUUCUGCUGGGAUGUAGUAAAGAGGAUCAGCAAGAGGUGUAUGCCGAGAUUAUGGCAGUUUUGAAGCAUGAAGACCCGUGGGUACGGCGCUUACAAGACAAUGCUUCAGAUUUGAGUCAGCUUAGUACCCAGACUGUCUUCUCAAUGUUGGAUCAUCUCACUCAGUGGGCUCGACAGAAGUUUCAGGUGCUCAAUGCUGAAAAAACUACGGCUAAACCUGGGAGUCGAAUGGAAAUAAAGACGGUAACUCCUGAGGACCACGAAGAGUAUCAGAAUGUGACCAAAUUCCUGGAGCUUAUACCCCAGGACACUUUGGCCAUUGCUUCUUUUCGUUCCAAUGCUUACACGAGAGCAGUGAUGCACUUUGAGUCCUUCAUCAUGGAGAAAAAGCAGGAAAUUCAAGAGCAUCUUGGCUUCUUACAGAAAUUGUAUGCUGCUAUGCAUGAACCUGAUGGCGUAGCUGGCGUUAGUGCCAUUCGCAAGAAAGAGGCAUCCUUAAAAGAGCAGAUCUUAGAACACGAAAGCAUUGGCUUGCUGAGAGAUGCCACUGCCUGCUAUGACAGAGCGAUUCAGCUGAAGCCAGAGGAGAUUAUACACUAUCAUGGGGUAGUGAAAUCCAUGCUGGGACUUGGCCAAUUGUCCACUGUCAUCACGCAAGUUAAUGGAGUGCUAAACAGCAGGCCUGAAUGGACAGCAGAAUUAAAUACUUACAGGAUAGAAGCUGCUUGGAAGCUGUCACAAUGGGGUUUAGUUGAAGAUUAUUUGUCUUCAGAUCGCAAAUCUACCGCGUGGAGCAUCAGACUUGGGCAGCUGUUGCUCUCUGCCAAGAAACGUGAGGCAGAAUCUUUCUACGACUCACUCAAAGUGGUACGAGCUGAGCAAAUAGUACCUUUAUCAGCUGCUAGCUUUGAAAGGGGAUCUUAUCAACGUGGAUAUGAAUACAUUGUCAGGUUGCACAUGUUGUGUGAACUUGAGCACAGUGUGAAAAUGCUGCUACAGAUGCCUGAUGGUGACUCGAUCAAGGACUCUCUCAACUGGCCAGCACGUCUGGAAAUGACCCAGAAUUCCCACAGAGCUAGAGAGCCUAUCUUAGCUCUGCGCAGAGCAUUGCUAGCUGUCAACAAAAGGCCUAAUCAGGCUGACAUGGUUGGCGAAUGCUGGCUCCAAAGUGCCAGGGUUGCUCGCAAGGCAGGACAUCACCAAGCUGCAUACAAUGCUUUGCUCAAUGCAGGGGAAACCCGGCUGCCUGAGCUCAAUGUUGAACGUGCUAAGUGGCUGUGGUCUAAGGGUGAUAUGCACCAGGCUCUCAUUGUUCUGCAAAAGGGAGCAGAGUUAUUCUUGCUUGAUAACAGUGCUUCCCCAGAGCAACAGCUAAUCCAUGGCAGAGCCAUGCUGCUCCUGGGACGUUUCAUGGAGGAAACCGCCAACUUCGAGAGCAAUGCGGUGAUGAAAAAAUAUAAAGAUGUAACCACUUUGCUUCCUGAGUGGGAAGAUGGGCAUUUCUAUCUUGCAAAGUACUAUGACAAGCUGAUGCCUAUGGUGACUGACAACAAGAUGGAGAAGCAGGGAGAUCUUAUACGAUAUAUCGUAUUCCACUUUGGCAGGUCCCUGCAGUAUGGAAAUCAAUAUAUCUAUCAGUCAAUGCCCAGGAUGCUAUCACUAUGGCUGGACUUCGGAGCUAAAGUGUAUGAAUGGGAGAAAGCUGGCAGAGCAGACAGAACACAAAUGAAAAAUGAUUUAAUCAAAAUAAACAAGGUUAUUACCGAGCACACCAACUCCUUGGCUCCUUAUCAAUUUCUAACUGCCUUCUCGCAGCUGAUCUCCAGGAUCUGUCACUCCCAACAUGAAGUAUUUGCUGUGUUAAUGGAAAUGGUGGCCAAAGUAUUUGUAGCUUACCCCCAGCAGGCAAUGUGGAUGAUGACAGCUGUGUCCAAGUCAUCCUACCCGAUGCGUGUGGAGAGAUGCAAACAGAUACUCGAUAAAGCGAUUCACAUGAAGCAGUCACUAGGGAAAUUCAUUGGGGAUGCUACACGCCUUACUGAUAAACUCCUGGAACUCUGUAACAAGCCAGUGGAUGGAAACACCGGCACUCUAAGCAUGAGUGUUCACUUUAAAAUGCUGAAGAAGCUGGUUGAAGAGUCAACAUUCAGUGAGAUUCUUAUUCCGUUACAGUCGGUAAUGAUCCCAACAUUACCAUCUACUGCAGUAAAACGUGACCACGCUGACCAUGACCCGUUUCCUGGGCAUUGGGCAUACAUUGCUGGUUUCGAUGAUACUGUAGAGAUAUUACCCUCUCUCCAGAAACCCAAGAAGAUUUCAUUGAAAGGAUCUGAUGGAAAAUCCUACAUUAUGAUGUGCAAACCAAAGGAUGAUCUCAGGAAAGAUUGCAGACUUAUGGAGUUUAAUUCUUUAAUUAACAAGUGUUUACGAAAGGAUGCCGAAUCCCGGAGGAGGGAGCUUCAUAUCAGAACAUAUGCUGUUAUUCCAUUGAAUGAUGAGUGCGGUAUAAUAGAAUGGGUCAAUAACACAGCAGGUCUAAGAAAUAUACUGAUCAAAUUGUACAAGGAAAGGGCUAUAUACAUGGGAGGAAAGGAUCUCCGUCAAUGCAUGCUUCCCAAGGGAGCACCUUUACAGGAGAAGAUAAAAAUGUUUAAAGAGACUCUUCUGCCUCGUCACCCUCCUGUGUUCCAGGAAUGGUUUUUAAGAACGUUUCCUGAUCCGACUUCCUGGUACAAUAGUAGGUCAGCCUAUUGCCGUUCGACAGCUGUGAUGUCCAUGGUUGGUUACAUAUUAGGCCUUGGGGACCGACAUGGGGAGAACAUACUUUUUGACUCUUUCACUGGAGAAUGUGUUCAUGUGGAUUUCAAUUGUCUCUUUAAUAAGGGUGAAACUUUUGAAGUUCCAGAAAUCGUCCCUUUCCGUUUGACACACAACAUGGUAAAUGGGAUGGGUCCUAUGGGAACAGAAGGUCUCUUUCGGCGGGCAUGUGAAGUUACUAUGAGAUUAAUGAGAGACCAGAGAGAACCACUUAUGAGUGUUCUAAAGCCUUUCCUGCAUGACCCCUUGGUGGAAUGGAGUAAACCAGCUAAAGGGGGGAGCAAAAUUCAAGCUAAUGAGACUGGAGAAGUAAUCAAUGAAAAGGCAAAAACACAUGUGCUCGAUAUAGAACAGAGACUACAGGGAGUGAUUAAGACAAGGAAUCGUAUAAAAGGACUUCCUCUGUCAAUUGAAGGACAUGUCCACUACCUGAUUCAAGAAGCUACUGAUGAGAACCUUCUCAGCCAGAUGUACCUGGGAUGGGCUCCUUACAUGUGAUAAUGAUCACUCAGACAGUUUCCAGUGGUGCAGAAGAUUAACCUGUGUAUGUUUUUAUUGUGCUCUAUGUAAACAAAGAACAUAAUUACAGAGUGCUCCUCUAACCAAGUGCUUUAAGUCAUUUCCCAUAGUUUCAUGAACAACAACAGAAGUGCAUAAAAAAAAACAAUUACAGUUCACAAAAGCACUUUUAUACUUUUCACUACUGUUAUGACCAUUCCGAAGAAUGUAACAAGGGUAAUACUUUGGAUUUGUAUAUAUAAGUUGCAUUUGUCAUAUGUAUGUUUUCUGUUAUUUUCCUCUGAUGGUUAGUUGAAAUUUUGGAAAAUUAGAAUAUAUUAUUAUUAUGUACAAUGUUUUGCAUUUAAAUUCAGCUGUUUGUUUAGAAGCACAGUUUUGUAUAAAGUUAUAUUUUCACUAUUCUCUUUGUAAUCCUGGUACUUGUCCGUUUGAUGUAAUAUCCCUCAGCUCAAUUUUUAUAUAUCUGUAUUUAUAGACACUUUACUAGGUUAUUAAACUACUAAAGGAUGUUGUGUCAUGUCAGCUCACAUCCUUGAUAAUGAUUUUUUA